AUGGAUCGAAUAGAGAGAUUCCUGUCGCGGCCAACCGCGAAGCCAUACCGCUCAGACGCUCUUGAGAAAUCCGGAGAGCCACACAAAAAUAAUGAUGGACUCCUCGAUUUCAGUCCCAACGAUAUUGAGAAUCCGAAGAACUGGUCGGCACGACGCCGGUGGUAUAUUACAGUAGUCUCGGUGCUCCUGGUCGUGAACGCAACAUUCGCCUCAUCUGCUACUUCAGGAACACUGGUCGGGAUAGCAAAGCACUUCCAGGUCUCCGAGGUAGCAGCUGGCCUGGUCAUAACUCUUUUCCUUCUUGGCUACUGUUUCGGUCCUCUCUUUUGGGCCCCACUUUCCGAGUUCUACGGAAGGAGAUGGAUCUUCUACAUCUCGUUCACUCUAUACCUGGUGUUCAACUUCCUUUGUGCAUUUGCGAAUAAUUUCGGAGCUCUACUCGUCGGUCGUUUUCUCACUGGGACAAUGGCCAGUGCACCACUGUCGAAUGCUCCAGGCGUAUUGGCAGAUAUCUGGGGACCAGUCGAGCGAGGAAAUGCCAUGGCACUCUUCUCGAUGAUGACAUUCAUUGGGCCUGCUAUAGGUCCUGUUAUUGGUGGAUUUCUUGAGUUGAAAGAGGACUGGCGUUGGAUCUUCUAUGUAAUGCUUUGGUUUGCUGGCGUUACCGAAGUCCUCAUGUUUACAAUUCCCGAGACCCUACCCCCGAUUGUAUUACUCAACAAAGCCAGAAGGCUCCGAAAGCUGAAGGUUCCUGGAUACGAGAACAUCCAAGCACCAAUUGAGGUCACUGAUCGAUCGUUGAUAGGCAUUUACAAGGUUGCCCUGACACGACCUUGGAAGAUCCUGAUCGACCCAAUUUCCUUUGCGAUUGCAAUAUACAUAUCGGUUGUGUAUGCGCUGCUUUACAUGCUUUUCACAAUUUAUCCUAUCGUCUUCCAGCAGAAGCGAGGUUGGAACUCUGGCGUUGGUGAGCUGCCUUUGAUAGGAACUGCUAUUGGGGCAGUAAUCGGCGGUUCCAUUAUAUUCGCGGUUUCUGCUCACGAUCGGAAGAGGUUGGAGGCUGGACAUAAGGGUGUUCCUGAGGACCGUCUCCCAGUCGCAAUGGUGGGAGGGAUACUGUUUCCGAUCACCAUGUUUUGGUUCGCUUGGUCUGGACAAUACAAUUCUGUCCACUGGAUUGUACCAACCCUUGCUGGCGUGUUCUUGGGGACCUCGAUUCUACUUAUUUUCGUCGCCUAUCUUAAUUAUCUCACAGACACGUACCUGAUGUAUGCCGCCAGCGCACUAGCUGCUAAUACGGUUUGUCGUUCCGCCGCCGGUGCAGCAGCACCUUUGUUCACUCAACAGAUGUUCAAUGCUCUGGGAGUGGGAGGUGGUGGCUCAUUGAUUGGAGGUGUUGCAGUCCUCCUCAUGCCGAUUCCAUUCAUCUUCUACAAAUAUGGAGGAUCGAUUCGAGAACGAUCGACAUUCGCGCCAACUCCAGCUCCAAACGAAGGUCAUUCCCAUGAUGAAGAAUCUCAACAUCACUCUGCAGCUGCAUCCAGUACCGAUGUGAGCGACACAAGUGACGAUACAGAGGUCGAGAGUUCGAUGAGGAAUGCUGCAUAUACCAGUGAAGAGAAACCAGAGGAUCGUCACGAGGCUGCGAGCGGGUAUGUGGAUGGAGCGGAUAGGCCGAGGAGCGAAGAUCGCAAUAAGGACCUCGAGAAAGGAGAAUUUUGA
Messenger RNA from Cadophora gregata, 1722 nucleotides. RefSeq lists its product as uncharacterized. Gene Ontology annotation, molecular function: transmembrane transporter activity. Gene Ontology annotation, biological process: transmembrane transport. Lineage: Eukaryota; Fungi; Ascomycota; Leotiomycetes; Helotiales; Ploettnerulaceae. The transcript has 3 exons. Bases 1 to 1722 code for a protein of 573 amino acids. The record is from RefSeq and is a predicted model, not a curated record.